Molecule: messenger RNA, 810 nt
Organism: Blepharisma stoltei
Lineage: Eukaryota; Ciliophora; Heterotrichea; Heterotrichida; Blepharismidae
Source: the annotation of a GenBank genome assembly
AUGGAGAUUGACCAUGGUUUAAAGAUUGAUGAGGAAAAUAAAGCUAACCAAAAAAGUAAGGAAGAUUUUGAAGCUAAUCCAAAAUUAGAUGGUGAAAUUCAAGCUUCUAGCUUUUUGGAUAUUCAAAAUAAUCAAAAUCCUACGGUAGAUGGAGAUAAUUGUGAAGCUUUAUUGAAAUGGAAUCAAAAAACUCAGUCAGCUUUAUCCACAGAAGAGUCAAUACAUAAUUCACUUGAAUCUGAUUAUAAGCAAAAACUAUUAGAAAUAGAUGAAAUCGAAGAAAAAAAAUUUGUAAAUAAGCCAAGUAUUUUAACAAGAAAAUAUUCUGAACCAAAGAAAAAAGAAGAAAUUGUCUUAAAUGUCAGUGAUUUACCGUCACAUAUGAUCCCUGCUAACUCUCCUAUUUAAGAGAGUGUGGGCACAACCAUUGGAAAGAUCUUAUUUUCGAGAAAAUUAAAACCCUUUAAGAGGGAAAACAAACAAAUUUUUCAAUAUAUUUUUUUUUUUUAUUUUUAUAUUAAAUUAAUAUUUUUUCAGAAUAAAUUUAAUUAAAUUUUAGGUAUUAGCAUUCUUUAAAAAUAUUUUUUCAUAUUUAUAUUUAGAUUAUUCUUAUCAAUAUUGCAAAAAGAGAUCUUUUAAAUUCCAAAUUUUAUUUUUAUACAUAUUUUAAAAAUUAACACCUAUAAGAGUGGGCAGAAAUUUGUUCGCUGAUAAAGGAGGAAUAAGCAGAAAACAGAUAAAGAAAAAUUCAUUGAAAUUACUUUAGGGGUUUUCUUAAUCAUUUCUUCUGCUUUUCUUAUACACGAGUAA